Amphiprion ocellaris (clown anemonefish) is the source of this 2095-nucleotide messenger RNA. It is a transcript of the gene creg2, whose product is annotated as cellular repressor of E1A-stimulated genes 2. The record is from RefSeq and is a predicted model, not a curated record. Lineage: Eukaryota; Metazoa; Chordata; Actinopteri; Pomacentridae.
CAGAGAGCUCGUGUUAUGAAAGCACCAACACGUGAGUUUGACAACCAGGGAGAUGAGGACGGCCUUUCCCUCAGCUCCCUGAUGAAGCCCCGUUACUCCCCCCCGGCCCUACUGGCCCUGCUGGCCUGCUGCCUGGCCCUGAGCCGGGGCUACACCCUGCGGAGCUCCGUGUCCUGGGUGGUGUCCUCCAACGACGUGGUGGAGGACGCGGACCUGUCGGAGGAGGUGGCCCCGGCGCUGCUGGUGGACGGAGCGGGGCUGUGGAAGCAGGCGUACCCGUCCCCGGACGUCCUGGCAGACGGCGUGGAGAGCCCCGGGGAGCUGGUGAAGCCCGAGAGCGACGGCGUGGCUCGGCUGUCCUCCCGCCUCUUCUCCUACCGGCUGGAGAAGGUGAAGAAGUCCGCAGGUGGCUCUCCUCCUCCGCACCAGGAGACCGCCAGGACCGCCAGGUACAUCGCCCACUACAGCGACUGGGGACACCUGGCCACCAUUUCCACCCUGGACAAGAUCAAAGGUCUCCCCUUUGGGAACAUUUUCUCCGUCAGCGAUGGGCCGCUGGACAACAGCACUGGAGUCAUCUAUUUUUACGUGACUCCGAUGGACAACACGGUGUCGGACCUGAAGAGUAACCCAUAUGCCUCGCUCACCUUCUCAGAGGCCGAGGGAGAAUUCUGCAGGCAAAUGGCGUAUGAUCCAGAGGACCCCAGAUGUGCUCGACUAACACUAACAGGGAAGAUGGUGGAAGUGGCACCAGAGGAGCUCACGUUUGCAAAGGAAGCAAUGUUCUCCAGACAUCCUGUGAUGGCAAAAUGGCCAGUGGGACACAAGUGGUUCUUCAUGAAGCUGGAGCUGAUCCAGGUGUGGCUGCAGGACUGGUUCGGAGGAGUAUCGCUCAUUCCACUGGAGGACUAUUUCAAAGCUACGCCUUUCUGAGACCAUCCCUCACUUCCUGCAUCAUCACCCUCAGCUGUCUGCAUCACAGAUAUCACUCCGGUAAGGUGUGAGAUUCUCACAGCAGCAAUGUGCAAAGAAUAUUUUACUUUUUUAAAAGAGACUGUUGCUUAUUUCAUUUGUGAGAAUGAAUAUUCUUCACAGCUGCUUAUUUAACCCUCGUGUCGUCCUGAAGGCAGAAGUUUUACUUACAUAUAUAUAUAUAUAUAUACAUAUAUAUAUAUGAUCACCUUAGAUAUUUUUAGGAUUUUUUUGGAAGAUUUUUACUCAUUUUCUGAAAAUAUUUACAAGAAUUUUCUUGCCAAAUUUGGGGGAUUUUUUUAAAAAUAAAACUUUUAAAGGCAACUUGUAAGGAAUUAUUGGAAUUUUCUUCCUGAAGAUUUGGGGAAUUUUUUGCUGAAUUUUUGGAUUUUUUUCACACAAAGAAACAAUAUUUUUUGGUGCCCAUAAAUGAAGACAACAGGAGGGUUAAAAACUAACUGAACUUCAGCUUGUUAUACGAGAUCAUGUAAUCCGUUGUCUUUGUUUGACGUGUGAAUGUAUCGACCGCGUUCUGUGUCAUUUUAUUAAACGCUGAUUACUAUGUUUUGGGUUUGCAUUAAGAUAUGUGUGCCGUUUGAAAAAUAAAUAUUAACACACCCAGUUAUUGAGCAUACUUUUUACUGUAUAAAUAUUCAAAGGGAAUUGUAAUGUCAACACUCUUGACCGUUAUUUUUUCACUUUGGGACAAAAAUGUGAAUGAAAAUCAUGUUUGUUGAUUAAAGUUACAUGACUCAGGUUAAUGUAAAAACAUAAAAAUAAAAAUCAGCUCCAUAGUAGCAGCUAUGAGUGGAAAUAGGUUAUUACCCAGACUGUAUGGUGUCAAAGGCAAUCUCAGCUCAGGGUGUAUUUAAUCGUGGUUCUAGAGCUUUGAUCAUGUCACAUUACUUUUUUAAUAAGUUCAUUAAUUUAAAGUUUAAAUUUCCAUGUUUUUCUGAGCGCUUGAACUUCCAACUUCCCAGACUGAAAACUUCCAGAUUAUACCUUGAGAUGAGACUGUUUGGUCAACUGCUGUUACCAAAGUCAAAAACAAGCUCCUAAAUUUGUAAUUUGCUCUGAUAUUAUGUAUGUACUGCUGGUCAAAUAAAGCAUGGUAUCAUAUCUA